AUGAAGUUACAGUACGCGGGGAUUUUUGCCCUCGUCGUCCCCUGGACACAGGCAUGGAUUCUGGAGGAUUCGUGCGAAGAUAGUGUAUCAGUCCGGCUCAUAAGGGAACUAGAUUACAUCGGCCCUGUAACCGAGUCCAUGGAAAAGGCCUUCAAAUGGAUGCAAGCAGCCCUCGACACGCUCAACAACCUCGCCGUAGGCGGCGACCCGGACGAUCCCAUGUACGCGGCACGCCUCGACCUAUUCGAAUACAUGUUUGCCGCGGGCUUCGACGACACGUAUCCCAUGAAGCGCGUAGUCGACUCACAAUCGUACAUCUUCAAGACUAUCGAAGAUGUGUAUCUGCAGGCCCUGGGGUUCAACAAGGAUGGCGACUAUCUGCCUAGUAGCAUGCCGGAGUGGCCUGCGCGGCUGCCUAACGACGACUUUAUUGCGUACUGCAACUAUGACCGGCUGGUUGUGGGUGAGCGGUGCGAUGGCACGGUGGAUGCUGAGAUGGCGUGUGAUUUGGACACGAAUUCGGAUAUGGUUUAUGAGCGCGAUGAGGAGUUGUGUAUGUAUCCGGAGAAACGGACGGCGGACGAUGGGGAUGGGAUUACAUAUGCUUGGAGUAUUUCCAAUGUCAAAACCAAUCAGAUUGGACAGCUGCAGAUGUGCGAUUGGAUCUUGCACGAGGAGUACUCGUUGAAAUACGACCUGGAAGAUGUUUUCAGCGAGCUGGCCAUCCUGUCUAGAGAUCCAGAUUCGGUCAGGCAGCUCGUCCAAAAUGACGCCAAGGGCUUCAAAGACAUCGAGCUUAUAGGCCUGUUUGCAGAAGGUACAAUUCUACAUGAACUAACUCAUCUUAUCAGAAGACGGCCAACUAUUGAUAUUGAGGAUAACUACUCGUAUGGCUGGGAGAAUUGUCUGAGGUACUCGCCCUACGGUAGCGAUCCAGCAUGGAAUAUCUAUGAUGCCGCACCGGAACUAAAUGCAGACAACUAUGUUUAUUUUGCCAUAGGCUCUGCUCUGAUUUUAGCCGAGGCUCCCCAGCGUGUCAACGCGGAUGGUACAAUAUCAAUCAUAAACAUAUCUGGCAAGCACCGACGUGAGGAGAUGCAAGAUAGCGCUCAGCCAUUGUCAGUGUCUACGCCGGGGGGUGAUCUCCAGUCAUCUUAUAGCCUGCAUGCAUCUCCGUCUCCAUCCCCAUCUCCCUCGGAGAGGAUACAGCCUGCAAGCAGUUUACGCUCCUCAAGCACUACUCCAUUGGCUCUGAAUUCAGAGUCUUCUUCGAGUUCGGACCAUCCUACCCCAACAAGACAUACGACGGGCUUGUCAAGUCUUAAGAAUACAAAGCCGAGUAUUGUUCCAUCUAUAACGCAUGUUUCUCCAUUGCAUUCACCUGCAAGACCAACUCAAUCUUCAGAUAGAGGAACUUCUAUAUCGUCGCCGGAGAAAGCUGCGUCUACGACUAAUUAUACUCCAUCAGCGCACCUAUCGCUUGCACGCCCAACCUAUACUUCUGACAGAAGGGGUUCUAGCUCCUCGGAACAAGUUGUGUCUCCAACCAAGGAUGUUCCAUCACAUUCAUCGCCAGCAAGGCCAACCAAAGGGGGUUUAACAGUUACAACUCCCUCGCCGGAGCAUGCUCCGUCUACAUCCCAUUCUUCGUCGUCACAUUCAUCUCCAGAAAAGCCAACAAAAGGACUUUCUACUCCCUCGCCGGACCAUGCUACCUCUGCUUCCAGUGACAUGUCUACUACCAUUACAUCAUCAUCAUCAUCCGCUACUCCCUCAAUCACGGUGAUUACUGUAUCAAGCUCCGGAGAGGUUUCCAGCGUCACAUAUACUUCUACGUACACCAGCUCCGGAAGUAUCGGUCCCACGCCGGCAUGGAUGUGUGUCGGCCCUCUCUGCGACUCUGGCGGUGGGUGUCUCAUUCCCAUCUUUUGUGCUGCGAGAGGGGGUGCUGGAGCUAUUGGAGGCAUUGGAUCAAGCUGGGGUCUGUGCUGUGGUUGGGAACCCAGCGUUUCCUACGGUAAUAGUCCUGGCGGUCCUCCUGCACCAGGGCUGCAAGAUCAUGGAAGUAGUCUGGGAGACGCGGGUGGUAGUAAUAAAGAUAAUGGUAAUGAUAAUGAGCCGGACGAUUCAAAGACGUCCAAAACACAUACAUCAACGACGACCUCACGGCCAACUUCAACUACGUCCAGCAAGCCUACUUCAACUACCACUAGCAAGUCUUCUUCGACUUCAGCCAGACCCAGCCGGCAGACUUCAACCACUUCGGGUCAUUCUACAUCCAACGAGCAUAGUCAAAGCUCAUGCACGCAAACUUCGACGGCGAGUUCGUGUGGUGUGACGGUCCUAAAGUUUACGCCAGCCGGUGCAAAGUCCGCUACUACAUCGACAUUUACCAUAUAUACUGACUUGACGGCUCCUGACCAGCAAAACUGCGUAACAUCUCAAGGCUGCCAAGUCAGCGAAACAGCAUCAACAUCGACUUCAACAGACAACACCGACGUAUUCACACCUACGCUCAACGCACCAAAUGGCCGCGGUACGGCUGCGUGGCAAAGCGCAUAUUCGGUGUAUUCCAUCCUCGAGGUGAAAUAUGGCCACUUACCGUCUAGCUCGGGCGCAGUAAGAGUAAAUCCUGCUUCUGCUGCUUCUUCUUCGACUGCAAAGCUGCGCGGCACGGUGUCUGCGCACAAACCUGCUUUUGUGCCGCCCACGCACAAACCAGUGGCAUUCACGCCGUCAAAGACAACAACAACAAGUGAGCGGUCGACCAAGACCUCAGCGGCGACGACAACGGCAACAAAGUCGGAGGACAAAAAUAGUCCGCACAUCACCUCCUGCGACAUUGCGACCCGUGGGGCCGCGCCUCGCACGGCGUUUUGUGCCUGCAAUGGCGGCGUGGAAGCGAGUAUUGGCAGCUUCGUUGGCUCCAACAAGUUGACAACAUACACCUGCAAAGCCGGCACAUCGACUAUAACGGCUGCCACCACUGCGCCGCCUACUAAUGUGCCAGGAAAGGGCGGGCUACCGGGCUGUUCAGCCGUCAAAGCCGAGCCGGGGACAUCGGCGUAUUGCGACUGUGAUGGCGUAACGGCGCCUCCUCUCAAGCCUACAAAGUCCAAUGCCAUCAACUGCGACUACACCAUUCAACCUACCAAGGGCUACAACCCGGCGGAACCAAAGACAAAAACAACAACGCAUAAUACGCACCCGCCGGUGCUCCCGUAUGCCUCGGGGAAGUGCAACGUGCACGUCCUGCAGGGCCUGGGACAGCAACUGAGCGACCCGGUGAUGUACCUCGUAGCCAACAUCACGGACGCCCACGGCUCCCUGAUAGCGCACAACAAGAGCAAGCUAGACUGGGCGCAAACGCUCACUGCAGAGGGGGAGCUCUCAGCGGCGCUGUCGGUGACGCCGCUGUCGGGCAACAAGGACUCCAGCUUCUGCGGCGUGUCGUGUGUGCGGUAUAUCUGCUCGCAUAGGCUGUGCCAGCAGGGCGCGAUCGAGUUCAAGUACAAGUCUCAGGCGUGGAAUUCCACGUCGUCGCAGUGCUCGGUGGGCGCUUGGGAUAAUGGCGACUUUGCGGACGUGAUGGGCGAGCUGGUCUUUGGCGAUGACUUUGUGCCGAACCGCCAGAUGGACUGCAAAUUUGACUUGGUGUGGAAUAUGAAGGAAUCGCUUAGUAAUCGGCCGAACGAUGCCUCAACGCUCAGGCUCACGCAAGAACCCCUCCGAGUGGACGCAUCCAGCCGGUUUUCUUUCUCUGUAUAUAAAUCCGCAUCAAUGCUCGCCCGCUUUGCCCUUCGCAAUCCGUCGCGCGCGUUCAGCAACAGGCAGUUUGUUACAGCGGUCGCUCUGGAUUCUUUUUCCUCUCCAUUGCCCACCACUACUGGCCCUCGCCCUCGCCGUCCCGCGCAGGCUUCGUCCACGGUACUCCCGCGUCUCGCCUCGCUGUCGAAACAACUCUCGCCGCAGCACGCAGCAUUCUCCACCGCCACCAUGCCAGACAUUGAGACCAAGACGUACGAUUAUAUUGUGAUUGGAGGCGGCAGCGGAGGCAGUGGCAGCGCCCGGCGAGCUGCCGGCUGGUAUGGCGCAAAGACGCUGAUUGUCGAGAGCGGCCGGUCGGGCGGUACGUGUGUCAAUGUCGGAUGCGUGCCCAAGAAAAUGACCUGGAACUUCGCCUCGGUCAACGAGAACCUCCACGCCGCUCGUCACUACGGCUACGACGUCCCCAGCGACGUCAAGCUAGACUACGGCCAUUUCAAGCGCAUUCGCGACGCCAGCAUCAAACGCCUCAACGGCGCCUACGAGAACAACUGGGGUAAGGAAGGCAUUGAUCUGGUCCACGGACGCGCACGCUUCGUCGAACGCCACACCAUCGAAGUUACUACGUCGGACGGCGCCAAGACUAGAUAUACGGCGAAACACAUCUUGAUUGCCGCGGGCGGACACCCGAUUGUGCCCAAUGUGCCGGGCGCCCAGCAUGGGAUUACGAGUGAUGGGUUUUUUGAGAUUGAGGAGCUGCCUAAGAAAUGGGCGGUUGUGGGCGCUGGCUAUAUUGCUGUGGAAUUGGCGGGCGUGCUCGCAGCAGUCGGCGUGGAAACGCACAUGUUUAUCCGUGGAGAGACGUUUCUGCGCAAGUUUGACGAGAUGAUUCAAGAGACCAUGACCGCGCGUUAUGAGGCGGUUGGUAUCAAGGUGCACAAGCAGCACAAGGGUUUCAAGGAAGUCCAGUUGCUCCAGGAUGGAAAGGGCGCCGACAAGCUUCUGAAGUUGGUCGGCGUGGAGGGCGAUGAAUACGAGUUUAAUGAGGUGCUCUGGGCGGUUGGACGGGCUCCUGAGGUCGAGACUCUGGGGUUGGAUGUUGCGGGAGUCAAACAGGCGCACAGCGGACACGUCGUGGUGGACGAGUUCCAGAACACGAAUGUCGAGGGUAUCUACGCGUUGGGCGAUGUGACGGGACAGGCCGAGCUGACGCCAGUGGCUAUUGCUGCCGGCCGCCAACUGGGCAGCCGUCUCUUCGGGCCGCCCGAACUCAAGUCGGCCAAACUGUCGUACGAAAACAUUCCCACGGUGGUCUUCUCGCACCCGGAAGUCGGCACGAUCGGGCUCACAGAGUCGCAGGCACGCGAGCGCUUCGGCGACGACAAGAUCAAGGUGUACAAGACGCGCUUCACGGCCAUGUUCUACGACCCGUUCCCGCAGGACGAGAAGAAGCAGAACCCGACGCAGAUGAAGAUUAUCUGCGCGGGGCCGGAGGAGAAGGUGGUCGGGCUGCACAUCCUGGGGCUGGGCGUGGGCGAGAUGCUGCAGGGCUUCGGGGUGGCCAUCAAGAUGGGCGCGACCAAGCAGGACUUUGACAGCUGCGUGGCCAUCCACCCGACGAGCGCGGAAGAGCUGGUCACCAUGCGCUGA
Messenger RNA from Talaromyces atroroseus, 5415 nucleotides. RefSeq lists its product as hypothetical. Gene Ontology annotation, molecular function: glutathione-disulfide reductase (NADPH) activity; NADP binding; flavin adenine dinucleotide binding. Gene Ontology annotation, biological process: glutathione metabolic process; cell redox homeostasis; cellular response to oxidative stress. Lineage: Eukaryota; Fungi; Ascomycota; Eurotiomycetes; Eurotiales; Trichocomaceae. Gene Ontology annotation, cellular component: cytosol; mitochondrion. The coding region runs from base 1 to 5415 and encodes 1804 amino acids. The transcript is spliced from 11 exons. The record is from RefSeq and is a predicted model, not a curated record.